CACCGAAAGAACGAAAGAAGCGCCGAAGUAACGAUGUAAGCACCAAAGGAACGACGAAAAAAGCACCAAAAGAACAUGAAAAGAACCAAAAGGACGAUGUAAAAAGUAUUGAAAAAACACGUAAAAAGCACCGAAAAAAAAAAAACAUACCAAAAGAACAACGUAAAAGUCACCAAAAGAACGACUUUGAAAAAGCAACUGGCGCUGGGAUACAAUUAAAAGAUUCUAAUGAUUACAAAAAAUUUAUAUUAGAUAAUAAAAAAGCAACCAAAGAAAAAAAAAAAUUUAUAAUUAUGAAAAAAAAUAUUAUAAAACAGAAUGAAAAACCUAUUGAAAAUAGUGAAGAUUCAUCAUCAGACGAAAUUAAAAUUAAAACAAAAAAACAAAAAACUAUACCAAAGGAAUCAAGCUUAUCCGAAGCUGAAAAACUACAUGGUCAAUAUGUAAAUCUUUUACGAGAAAAAUAUUGGUGUACAAAGCAUACAAAUGCAUGUUUAGUUGAAGAUAAUUUUCAUAACAAAUUAACGUCAAUGCAUCUUUCAAUUUGGGCUAAAGAGAUUAUAAAUGGUAUUGGUUCUAGUGAAGUACCACCCACUCAUCCAAUUUUUAAAAGUCAACAUAUCCGUAAUAGUAAUGAGAAAGACAGAUUACAAAAUGAAAUAGCACCAUUAUCAAUUGAUAAUGAAUAUGGAAAUACUGGUGAAUAUUUAGCUUUUAAAAAAGAAUUCAAAGAUGAAAAUAUAACAACUGAUAUGAUAUUUGAUUUAAUGGAUAAUGAAUUUGACAGAUUGGGAGUUAAAAAAAUCGGAUGGAGAAAAGUAUUAAAAAAGGCUGCAAAAUUAUAUAAUAAUGAAUAG
This is a messenger RNA of Dentiscutata erythropus, 857 nucleotides long. Lineage: Eukaryota; Fungi; Glomeromycota; Glomeromycetes; Diversisporales; Gigasporaceae. The record is from the annotation of a GenBank genome assembly.